AUUCUUGAUCGUGAAUAAACCAUACACUUCUUUUAUAUUUUAUUUAUUUAUUUAUUUACUCUUAACUUAUAUAAACAAUAAUGACUAACCUUCCUGUCUUGACCACCUCUAACGGUAACCCUGUUGAAAACGAUCAAACCUCUAUCACUGCUGGACCUUGGGGACCUGUUCUUCUUCAAGACUUCAAUUUGAUCGACAAGCUUUCUCACUUUGAUAGAGAACGUAUCCCUGAACGUGUUGUCCAUGCUAAGGGUGCAGGUGCUCACGGUGAAUUUGUUGUCACACACGAUAUUACUCACCUUACCAAGGCCAAGUUCCUCAGUGAAGUCGGUAAGAAGACUCCUUUGUUUAUCCGUUUCUCUACUGUAGGUGGUGAAAAGGGUAGUGCUGAUACUGCUCGUGACCCUCGUGGUUUCGCUGUUAAGUUCUACACUGAAGAAGGUAACCUUGAUAUUGUCGGUAAUAACACUCCCAUUUUCUUCAUUCGUGAUCCUUCCAAGUUCCCCGACUUUAUCCAUACUCAAAAGAGAAACCCUCGUACCAAUCUUAAGGAUCCUAAUGCUGUUUGGGACUUCUUCUCUAAUGUUCCUGAAUCUAUUCAUCAAGUUACUAUUCUUUACUCCAACCGUGGUACCCCUGAUGGUUACCGUCACAUGCACGGUUUCGGCUCCCACACUUUCAAGAUGGUAAAUGAAAAGGGUGAAUUCAAGUACAUCAAGUGGCACUUCCUUACCAAGCAAGGUAUUAAGAAUUUGAGACCUGAAGAAGCUAAUUUACUCGAAGGUGCCAAUCCCGAUUAUGCCACUCAAGAUUUGUUUGAAGCUAUUGAACGUGGUGAUUACCCCUCUUGGGAUGUCUACAUUCAAGUUAUGGAUCCUAAGGAUGCUCAAACUUACAGAUGGAAUCCCUUCGAUGUUACUAAAGUCUGGCCUCAUAAGGACUAUCCUCUUCAACCUGUUGGUACUUUCACUUUGAACAGAAAUCCUGAAAACUAUUUCGCUGAAGUUGAACAAGCUGCUUUCUCUCCUUCUCACUUGGUCCCUGGUAUUGAUGCUUCCCCUGAUCGUAUGUUGCAAGGUCGUCUCUUCUCUUAUCCUGAUACUCAACGUCAUCGUCUCGGUGUUAACUAUAAGCAAAUUCCUAUUAACCAACCUUUGUGUCCUGUUAACAACUAUCAACGUGAUGGUUUCAUGGCUGUUAACGGUAAUGGUGGUAGAGGCCCCAACUAUGGUCCUAACUCCUUCAAUGGUCCUGCUCAAACCAACAUUGUCAACUCUACUUUCAUUGCUGAAGAAGUUAUGGGUAUGACCGGUAGAUUCACUUAUGAAGUUACUGAUGAUGACUUUGUUCAAGCUGGUAUGCUCUUCCGUCUUUUGAGUGAACAAGAUAAGGAUGACUUGACUAGAACCAUCGCUAAGGACUUCCUCAAGGUUAACCAAGACAUCGUUGAUCGUCAACUCGGUCAUUUCGAACGUGCUGACCCUGAAUAUCGCAGACGUAUUGAAGUUGCCUUGGCCAAGUUGAAGGCACAAAAAGCUUAAAAUAAUUUUUCCUUUUUUAGUCAUUAUUCUUUUUGGAAGAUCAAUUUUAUAUAAAUUCAUAUUUGUAUUUUUAUAUUUAUUUAUUGUAAUAAAAAUAAAAAAAAAUUGUGUGUAAAUAACAGAAA
This is a messenger RNA of Cokeromyces recurvatus, 1666 nucleotides long. RefSeq names its product catalase. Gene Ontology annotation, cellular component: peroxisome; cytoplasm; mitochondrion. Gene Ontology annotation, molecular function: catalase activity; heme binding. The record is from RefSeq and is a predicted model, not a curated record. The transcript has 3 exons. Bases 81 to 1541 code for a protein of 486 amino acids. Gene Ontology annotation, biological process: hydrogen peroxide catabolic process; response to hydrogen peroxide. NCBI's taxonomy places the organism in Eukaryota, Fungi, Mucoromycota, Mucoromycetes, Mucorales, Mucoraceae.